Molecule: messenger RNA, 1362 nt
Organism: Coniosporium apollinis CBS 100218
Lineage: Eukaryota; Fungi; Ascomycota; Dothideomycetes
Product: adenosylhomocysteinase
Exons: 4
Coding region: 1-1362 (453 amino acids)
Biological process (GO): L-methionine cycle
Cellular component (GO): cytosol
Molecular function (GO): adenosylhomocysteinase activity
Source: RefSeq, a predicted model, not a curated record
AUGAGUGCACCAGCCCAGAAGUUCAAGGUCGCCGACAUCAGCUUGGCCGCCUUUGGCCGUCGAGAGAUUGAGCUCGCCGAGAAUGAGAUGCCAGGUCUCAUGGCGACGAGGGAGAAGUACGCUGCAGAGCAGCCGCUGAAGGGCGCCCGUAUCGCUGGUUGCUUGCACAUGACUAUCCAGACCGCCGUGCUCAUCGAGACAUUGAAGGCGCUGGGCGCCGAGCUCACCUGGACAAGCUGCAACAUCUUCUCCACCCAGGACCACGCCGCUGCCGCCAUCGCAGCGGGCGGCACCCCGGUUUUCGCUUGGAAGGGCGAAACCGAGGAAGAGUACAACUGGUGUCUCGAGCAGCAGCUCACCGCGUUCAAGGACGGCAAGAAGCUCAACCUGAUCCUCGACGACGGCGGCGACUUGACCUCGCUCGUGCACACCAAGUACCCGGAGAUGCUCAAGGACUGCUACGGUGUCUCGGAGGAGACGACGACUGGCGUCCACCACCUGUAUAAGAUGCUCAAGAACAAGGGCAAGGAGCACGGCCUUCUAUGCCCUGCCAUCAACGUCAACGACUCCGUCACCAAGUCCAAGUUCGAUAAUCUCUACGGCUGCCGCGAGUCGCUCGUCGACGGCAUCAAGCGUGCGACUGACGUUAUGAUUGCUGGCAAGGUCGCAGUCGUUGCCGGCUUCGGCGACGUCGGCAAGGGUUGCGCCCAGGCCCUCCACUCCAUGGGCGCCCGCGUCAUCGUCACCGAGAUCGACCCCAUCAACGCCCUCCAGGCCGCUGUCUCAGGCUACCAGGUGACCACGAUGGAGGAGGCGGCGCCCAUCGGCCAGAUCUUCGUCACCACGACCGGCUGCCGCGACAUCCUCGUCGGCGAGCACUUCGAGGUGAUGAAGAACGACGCGAUUGUGUGCAACAUCGGCCACUUCGACAUCGAGAUCGACGUCGCGUGGCUCAAGGCCAACGCGCAGAGCGUCCAGAGCAUCAAGCCGCAGGUCGACCGCUUCCUGAUGAAGAACGGCCGCCACAUCAUCCUGCUCGCCGAGGGCCGUCUCGUCAACCUCGGGUGCGCGACCGGCCACUCCUCGUUCGUCAUGAGCUGCUCCUUCACCAACCAGGUCCUUGCCCAGAUCAUGCUGUACAAGGCCGAGGAUGAGGAGUUCGGCAACAAGUACAUCGAGUUCGGCAAGACGGGCAAGCUGGACGUCGGCGUCUAUGUCCUGCCCAAGAUUCUCGAUGAGCAGGUCGCCCUGCUGCAUCUCGACCACGUCAACGCCAAGCUCUCGAAGAUGACGGAGAAGCAGGCAGAGUACAUGGGCCUGCCUAUCGAAGGUCCUUACAAGAGCGACAUGUACCGUUACUAG